UUUUAAGCAGGAAGCACGAGGCCUUUGACGAUAUUAUUAUUGUUCGAUGUAUUAGUGUUGGUACCGGUUUGACGUACCAGCCAAUUAUGGAUGUAAUUCCAUGGGAUUUGGAAGAUGUCAGAACGAGGAAUGAGGAGGAACAGCAGAAUAAUGACUCGGCGAGAAUAGAAACGAUUGAUGAUAAAUGCACGGAGCUUGAUCACGUUGAAUUGAUAAAGUUAACUAAAGAAGCUAUACGUAAUAUUGUUGAAAGCGACCCGCUGCUUUCUGGCCUACCUGCGGAUGUUACGAUCGAAGAGCUCAAAGCUCAAAUCGCAGUUGCACAAGGACAAGCGAUAACUCUGUAUUUAAAUCGUGGAGAACUACCAAGACUGGGAAUAGUGGUACCACCUCAUAGUACUACAGUGUUAGAUCUUAAGAAAGCUAUAAAACGCCAUACGAAUUUGUCUUUGAAGAGAGAAAAGAUUAAGAAGAAAAUAAGCUGGAAACAUGUUUGGAAGAAGUAUCAUUUGUGCUUUGAUGAUGUAAGACUAACAGAUGACAAUGAAAAUAUAAGAGCUUAUGGUAUUACGAACAAAGCAGAGUUAUAUUACAUAAAAAGGCACAGAGAAAAGAAUAAGCUCAUAAGACAUGCUUAACCUAUUUGUAACUUAUAAAGAUGUAUUUUUGUCAAAUAAAAUAAUAUAUUUUACUAUAUAUGUGA
Molecule: messenger RNA, 703 nt
Organism: Ceratina calcarata
Lineage: Eukaryota; Metazoa; Arthropoda; Insecta; Hymenoptera; Apidae
Product: U11/U12 small nuclear ribonucleoprotein 25 kDa protein
Exons: 2
Coding region: 87-638 (183 amino acids)
Biological process (GO): mRNA splicing, via spliceosome
Cellular component (GO): U12-type spliceosomal complex
Source: RefSeq, a predicted model, not a curated record